This is a messenger RNA of Prosopis cineraria, 788 nucleotides long. RefSeq lists its product as uncharacterized. The transcript is spliced from 4 exons. NCBI's taxonomy places the organism in Eukaryota, Viridiplantae, Streptophyta, Magnoliopsida, Fabales, Fabaceae. The record is from RefSeq and is a predicted model, not a curated record. Bases 1 to 501 code for a protein of 166 amino acids.
AUGCUUCUUCGUCUUCGUCUUCCCCCAGCUGCUGAUAGUGGGGACCUGCAAACUGAACAUGGGCUUGGCGGGGGCGAUGGUUUUGCGUGCAGCAUUUGUCGCCGGCGACUGAGAGAGUUGUCCGAGAAGAGGGAAUCGUUGCCGACCCAACGCCGCCAGCUGGUGGAAGGGAGGCUGGCUUCCAUUUCCUGUGCUAAAAUUUUGCCCAACCAAACGGGUCCUAACUCUGUGAGCUGUUCUCCUUGGAGGUGCUUUCGAAUGAUUUCAUCUAAAGAAAAUGCAUUUUGGGGAUGGAUUUUUAUAUCACUUGGCUCUAUAUUCUUUGUUGGGUACUUCUUUGCUGCAAUUAUUUCCAAGCUUCUCCCACCUUCAAAUAUAGCGAUAGUAUCUGCCAUGCAAAAUGACUGGUAUUACUGCUUCUUGGUGCCGUUGACUCUGCCUAUAGUUGUGGUUGCUGUAUACUUUCAUUGGCUCAGCAUGAAGAUGUUCAAGCAUGCUUAACGUCUAAUUAUUCAUCCGAUCAUUAUUUGGAGCUGGAGGCACGCAGGAUUUCUUUCUGCUUCAAAACUGACAUUUAAUUUGGUCCCUGUAAAUAUAAUUAACACUUGUUCCCUAAUCAUGUCCUAUGUUUCAAAAGCCUAUAAAUUUAUCCUCAUGGUUAUCUUUCUUUUUCUUUUCCUUUUUCCUUUUUCCUUUUUUCUUUCUGUGUGGCGCCAAUCCCUAUUGUAUAUGAAAUACUAAUAAUUAUCUGAAGAUUGAACAUCAUCAUCGGUUGGAUUCAAAUGUCA